This is a messenger RNA of Balaenoptera acutorostrata (minke whale), 6887 nucleotides long. It is a transcript of the gene KIF14, whose product is annotated as kinesin family member 14. The transcript is spliced from 31 exons. The coding region runs from base 407 to 5329 and encodes 1640 amino acids. Gene Ontology annotation, cellular component: adherens junction. Gene Ontology annotation, molecular function: ATP binding; microtubule binding; cell adhesion molecule binding. Lineage: Eukaryota; Metazoa; Chordata; Mammalia; Artiodactyla; Balaenopteridae. Gene Ontology annotation, biological process: microtubule-based movement; regulation of protein localization. The record is from RefSeq and is a predicted model, not a curated record.
CGUGCUUGAGCGGCGCCCGGCAGCCAAUCAGAGGGCGGGGCGCGCGUUCAAACCGCUGGCCGGCGGCGGAGGCGUGAGCGGCGCGGGAAGGCCUGGGGCCUGCGAGGUGGGGUCUGCGAGAGCCGUAAUCUCUGGGGUCGACUUUAAAAAUACAACAGCCAGUUGCUGGAUUAGCAGGAAGAGUCUAUGUGGGAGCAGCAGAGAACUGCAGCCCAGGGCGAGCUCGCUGGAGCAGAAAGGGUGGACCAGCCCAGAGCAGAGGAGAGGGGCUUGUCUGUCCCGGCACCUCCCAGCAGAUAAUUUUGGAAACUGAUGCAUAAGGAAUGGCCGGAAGUUAAAUGAACGUCCAGAGAAGAGCUUAAAGUUUCUUCAGCAACAUCCUUUCUAAAAAUAACUUGCUGCCACAAUGUCAGUUUACCCUGCACAUAGUAGAAAUGACAGCAAUAUCCUUGGUAUCCCUUCUUCCCCAAAGAGUUCAUCGCUGCCUGUCCUCCCCCACGGUAGCAGGCUGAAGCUGCAUUCAAAGUCGGAUACGUCGGAAUGUGAAAAUGAUGAUCCGUUAUUGAUAUCUGCAAGUAAAACCAGAGACAUAAAUAGCACUUAUGUUAUCUCUGCCUGUAAAAAAACGGAAGAUACACCCCUUCCCCCUAACCCUGUGGGUAGGUUGACACUUCAGAGGAGAGUGACAAGGAGCAAAGAAUCCUCUCUGCUUGGUCGUGAGUUGGGAGACACAACUGCGAAAACAGCAGAAACACGUCUUGCGUUACAACGUCGGGCUAAGACAGAUUCUGUGGAAAAGUGGAAAGCAGCGCAGAAUGUGGGAGGUAAAGGAGAAAACAAUUGUGCUUCACCAGCAACUAGUAUAAAUGUAAAGACUGUAAAUAAUGAUAGAAACUUUCUUGUCACACCUUCUGUACCUUUAGCUGCAGACCCAAAAGACCCUGAAGUGAAGGCUGGUGGAAAAUACAAAGAAACGCUUUCUGUUGUCAGUGGGGCAGACGAAAAUGUUGCCCUUAAGUCCCUAAGUGAUAGACCACCUGCUGGUUCCCAGAGUCAGACUGAAGCUGUUAGAUCAGGAUGCUUGGCAACAAAACCUAUUCAGAGCAAGUUGGAUAUCAGAGUGUCAGGAACAGGAAGCUUACAUCACAGAAGUGCUGGGAAGGAUGGUGCGAAACUUGCACCUAAAUUUGAAAGCUUAGAGAAAAGAACACCUUCGAAGUGUGUUACAGAGCACAGAUCGACACCAAAGCGUGGCAUUCCUCAGUUUAAGAGCCCAGCUGCGUCAGUUCUGAAAAACAGGAUGCCUACCCUUCAAGUGAAACAAAGGCCGAAAAGUUCUCUUCUCGCAAAUAAAAGGGAACGGUCACGAGAAAAUCCAUUCCUUCUUGAAGAAGAACCUGCACUUCAGAGAACCUCUACAGAAACAGACCCCCUAAAAGUGGAAAACAGUCAAGUGAUGGUGGCAGUCAGAGUCAGGCCUUUCAGCACGCGAGAGAAGAGUGAAGAAACAUCCCAGGUGGUCUUCCUGAACGGGGAAGAAAUAGCUGUGGAACAUCCCAGCAUGAGACAGGUGUACAGUUUUGUUUACGAUCUUUCCUUCUGGUCCGUUGAUGAGUGUCACCCCCGCUUCGCGAGCCAGACGGCCGUGUACGAGGCACUGGCAGCCCCGCUCCUGGAACAGGCCUUCGAAGGCUUCAACACCUGUCUCUUUGCUUAUGGUCAGACUGGCUCUGGAAAGUCCUAUACGAUGAUGGGAUUUAGUGAAGAACCAGGAAUAAUUCCAAGAUUCUGUGACGGUCUUUUUGCUGAAAUAGCCAAAAAACAAACCCAAGAGGUCAGCUAUCACCUUGAAAUGAGCUUCUUUGAAGUAUAUAAUGAAAAAAUUCACGACCUUCUGGUUUGUAAAGGUGAAAAUGGGCAGAGAAAGCAAACACUGAGAGUGCGGGAGCACCCGGCCUCCGGCCCCUACGUCGAGGGCCUGUCCACGAAUGUUGUCAGCUCUUACUCUGAUAUCCAGAUUUGGCUGGAACUGGGAAAUAAGAGGAAGGCAACUGCGGCCACUGGCAUGAACGAUAAAAGCUCCCGCUCUCACUCAGUGUUCACCCUGGUGAUGACCCAGACCAAGACAGAAUUUGUGGAAGGCGAAGAGCUGGAUCACAGAAUUCGGAGCCGCAUAAACCUGGUGGACCUGGCGGGCAGUGAGCGCUGUUCCGAGACCCAGCCGAGCGGGGAGCGGCUGAAGGAAGGCGUGAGUAUUAACAAGUCCCUGCUGACCCUGGGAAAGGUCAUAUCCGCGCUCUCCGAGCAGGCCAGCGGGAGGAGAACAUUCAUUCCUUACCGCGAGUCUGUCCUCACAUGGCUGCUGAAGGAAAGUCUGAGCGGAAAUUCCAAAACGUCGAUGAUCGCCACGGUCAGCCCGGCGGCCAGCAGCGUGGAGGAGACCCUGAGCACGCUGAGAUACGCCACCCAGGCCCGGAUGAUAGUCAACGCCGCCAGGGUCAACGAGGACGUGAGCGCCAAGUUGAUCAGAGACUUGAAAGCAGAAAUUGAAAAGUUAAAAGCUGCUCAAAGAAACAGUCAGAACAUUGACCCUGAGCGAUAUAGGCUCUGUCGGCAAGAAAUAACAUCCUUGAGAAUGAAGCUGUAUCAGCAGGAGAGAGACAUGGCAGAAAUGCAAAGAAUGUGGAAAGAAAAACUUGAACAAGCUGAAAAAAGAAAACUUCAAGUAACAAAGGAGUUACAGAAAGCAGGAAUUACAUUUCAAAUGGACAACCACUUGCCAAACCUGGUCAAUCUCAAUGAAGACCCUCAGCUGUCAGAGAUACUGUUAUAUAUGAUAAAAGAGGGAACAACUACAGUCGGAAAGUAUAAACCCAACUCGAGCCAUGACAUUCAGUUGUCGGGGGUGCUGAUCGCCGACGAGCACUGCACUGUCAGCAAUUUUGAUGGGACAGUGAGUAUCAUCCCAGCUGGGGAAGCAAAGACAUAUGUAAAUGGAAGACUUAUUUUGGAACCCACGGUAUUACAUCAUGGUGAUCGGGUGAUUCUUGGCGGCGAUCAUUAUUUUAGAUUUAAUCAUCCAGUAGAAGUCCAGAAAGGGGAAAGACCGCCCAGUAGAGAUACUCUUAUGAGUGAGGGUCCAAGAGACUUUGAAUUUGCAAAAAAUGACUUGCUCACGGCACAGAGAUUACAACUUGAAGCAGAAAUAAAGGAGGCGCAGUUGAAAGCAAAGGAAGAAAUGAUGCAGGGAAUCCAGAUCGUAAAAGAAAUGGCUCAGCAAGAGCUUUCCUCUCAGAAAGCUGCGUACGAAAGCAAAAUACAAGUCCUGGAGGCAGAACUGAAAGAAGAAUGUCAAAGAAAGAAGAUACAGGAAAUAAAUAACCAAAAGGCUAAUUACAAAAUUGAGGAACUAGAAAAGGCAAAGCAGCGUUUUGAACAGGAAAUAUAUGUCAACAAAAAGCGGUUAGAAAUGGAGACUUUGGCUACAAAACAGGCUUUAGAAGACCACAGGAUCCGCCAUGCAAGAAUUCUGGAAGCUUUAGAAACCGAGAAACAAAGGAUUGCUAAGGAAGUACAAAUUCUACAGCAAAAUCAGAGUAAUAGGGAUAAAACUUUCACAAUUCAGCCCAGUUGGAGCUCCAUGAAACUCUCCGUGAUGAUUCAGGAAGCCAAUACCAUCAGCAACAAGUUAAAAAAGAAUUAUGUUUUUGGCAGACAUGUUGUAUCAGAUAAAGGAAGUAGUUCUGACACUUGUAUUCAGGUUCGUAACCUGCAACUAGGGGUCUCAACUGUUUGGAGUCUGGAAAAGUUUGAGUCUAAGCUUGCGGCAAUGAAAGAACUUUACGAGAGCCACUGUAGUAACAAGGGUGAAGAUGUCUUUUGCGACCCUGAAGAUGAAUGGGAACCCGACAUCACAAAUGUUCCAGUGUCUUCAUUUUCCAGAAGGAGGAGCAGGAGUCUGAUGAAGAACAGGAGGGUUUCCGGCUGUCUGCACGGCAUAGAGGCCCACGCGGCCCAGGAUUUGCAUUCUUCACACUCGUCAGGCUUCGUGGGGAAAUCAAGCCCCGCGUACCCAGAUUCAGCAGAAUCCUUUCUUCCCGGGGUUUGCAAGGAAUUGAUUGGCUCAUCAUUAGAGCUUCUUGGACAGAGUGAUGACGAAGAAAACACUGUGGUGGACAACUUGAUUAGUAAUUUCCUUAAAAUCCACGACGGGGUACUUGCCGUGUCCAGAGCUCAUGAGGACCAGGACGAAGACAGUCCGAGUAACUUGUUCUCUGAUGGAGCAAACCAGUCACUCGCUGUGCAGGUGGCGAGCGCCUUCGAGCGGCUCGUGGUGCUGACGAGACACUGGCUGAGCGGCGUCCCCGCCGGGGCCGGCACGGGGGCUCUGCCGGCCGAGCUGAGACGGGAAGUGAGGCAGCUGGGAGGCUGCUUGCGGUUGUUUCUGCAGGGAUGCUCUUCAGAUAUUUCAUCAAUGGUGAAAGAGACUCAAAAGCAAGUGAUCCAAAUUGUACACCAAGCCAUCAAGUACGCGGGGCAGUUAGCAGCUCUUAGCGGGGACCAGCUGCGCUCCCUGGAGAGCAGCGACUGCGGGGCUGCCAGCCUCCAGGAUGACUUCAUGGGUGCUAUUUGUGAUGGUGUAGGCUUGGGAAUGGAGAGCCUCCUAGAUUCUGGACUGGAAAAAGCAAAAGAACUUGAGCGUGAACUCCGAAGGCAGAGUCCCCAAGAUGAGGUUACCAAACAGAUGAAAGCUAAUGCCAUAGGAUUGAUUGAAUCCCUUGAAAACCUCUUUGCUGAGUGGAAAACAAAAAGCUUCAGAACUCAAGUACAAGAAGAAAAUUCUGGAUACCAAGAUUUGAAGAAGAUGCUUAAUUUUGCCCCAGAAUUCUUGAAGUUAAAACAUUGCUUAGAGCAAACUAUUCAAAUUAUUAUUUCUGCGCUGAGAGGGCGCCGCGGCCACGUAGCACUCCUCCAGGACUGUGUCCAGAGUCUCUGCAGCUCGGCCAGGGGUCUCCACGGCGACCGAGCCCGCCACAGGGAGCUGGAAUCUCGAGCCACCUCACUCCUCUUGGGUUUUGAAUUUGAAGAAAGACCUGGUUUGUUGGGACCCUGGGAAGCUUGUGAUCGGGAUCCCAGAGCAGCAGGACGAGAGCAGCGUGAGCCAGACAGGCCCGGCCCCCGGAGGACCCGAGGUGUACCCAAGCGGGUGUAUGAGCUCCCGGGCCCGGCCCCGGGGGGCUCAGAGCAGGGCGCGCUGCCCACCCAGGAGGGCGCUGGUUGGGGGUCUCCCGCCGCUGGAGAGCAGAGCGACCGCUUCACAGACCUCUAGUCUGUGGGUGGCCUCCUGUUGGGCGUGGACAUAUACACGCAGUGGAUCCUGAUUUCACAUGCCUGCGUGUGCGCCCAGAAGUUUCCCAGCAGACCGUUUAAAACAGGUAUUUACCAUGUUGGAACUUUGUGGCAAUAGGAUGGAAUUAGGAGUUCAAAGCCAAGUGAGCGGCCCUUCCUCUGGUUUUCCAUCGCCUUGAAUUGGAAGUGUUCGUCUUUGACGCUGGCGUGCAGUCUCCGGUUGGCUCACUAGCCUGUCGGUAAAGGGUUUUUGUGCUGAUUGUGGUGAUUAUAAGUUACGUUCCUGUGAGUGGAAACUUUUGUGCCUGUAUCUAUGCUCCCCUGCAAAUAGCAACGAUGAGUUUUAUGGUGAAACUGCUAAAACAAGUCUAACCAGAGCAGCUUAACUUGCACUGGUAAAUAUAAAGCUCUUUUCUUGAAGGAUUAACUGGCUGCUAUUUUGAAUAGUGUGUUCAGGACACAGUUUCCUGUUUCUUUCCAAAUUAUAAGUAGCUUCCUAAGUAUAGUAUAGUUUAUAUUAACAAUGCGGCUUGCAGGCAUAUUAGUUACUUCAUUAUCUGUUGGGGGUCAUAUUAGGGGCUGUGCGAGUAUCAUUUACAACCAAUUAAAUACUGCCAGAAGCACACUUGACGGUUGGAUGAGGUUGGGAGACCAGAGGCUGGGUCUCUUCUUGAUAAUCCUUGUUUGAUAAACGAGCAAUGAGAGCUUGUACAUGAUUUGAUGAAGAUUAAAGGUCCUUACUGUAUCUCACAGCUUAAAAAACCUUUAUCUACAAUCAGGUAAUAAAGAUGAUAUUGUACUUCAGGCAUCUUCCAUUAAGGAAAUAGUUUGACAUUUUUGACGGCAGAAAUGUAUGUAAAUUGAAGAGAUACACAGUGACCUUGCUUGGGUGAUGUCAAGCAUUUCUUGGAGAAGAAUUAUUUUAACUAACCUGGUCUUUCCCUCUGCCCUUUUCACUCGCAGACACACUGCGUGCCUGGCACGGCUGCUGGGAGCCAGCUGUUGGUGCCAGGGCUGAGUGUGAUGAUUUUCUCAUUAGGCAGAGCUUGUUCUGACACAGUGACCAGUAUUUAUUUACGGUAUUAAUGAACCGUGUGUUUUCAGGUGCUUUAAAAUGGUGCAGUGUAACAAAUGUGCUUUUGUUUUCUUUUUUCUUUUCUUUUUGGCAUUUGAGCUUGUAUUCUUUCUGAGGUUCCGUAUGUAUUUGUCAUAGCUGAUGCUCUACCAAGUGGCACUUUGAUAUGAAGUUUUACGAAGAGUAGGUGUACGGACAAGGAUCCUCUUUGAAGAUCUUCUUAAAGUAUUAGUUUGGUGGGUUUUAUCUUAAUUUUCAGUAUUUAAUCUUUACUUUUGCUUUCUAAACUCAUGACUUCAUUGGUCAGAAACCAUUUUUUUAUUGUCUUUGUAAAAUUUUGUAUAUACAUAUAUUUAUACUCUGGCUUGUUACACGAUAUUUGAACCAAGGGUGGAAAAUACAUUUGCUAUUAGAAUCGUGUGCUAACAAGACACGUUAUAAUAAAGGAAAUGCCUUCAACAGG